Messenger RNA from Prorocentrum cordatum, 1732 nucleotides. The record is from the annotation of a GenBank genome assembly. NCBI's taxonomy places the organism in Eukaryota, Dinophyceae, Prorocentrales, Prorocentraceae.
AGCCUUCUGGCUCAGAAGUUGGAUCGAUUCAACCGUGCCGGCCCAAUGCGCGCCCAAGGUCUCGUAUUCAGAAUGCUGGUGAUGUUGUUGUCUCUACUGGUUGGUAGUAGCAGCGGCACUUGGUGUUCACUAUCCGACGGCCUGCAACGACGAGCUGAGGAGCUAAAACUUUGCCCUGCACCGUUAGAUGGCGCUGGCUGGGCUUGGCCGCGGAACGAUCCCUCGGAUUGCGCAACAAACAGCACAGGUCUGUGGAGAGUCCUGAUGGUUCGGCACGCUGAGAGCAUCGCGAACAAGUUGGCUGCAGACUUCAUUGCGUCGUGUACAACGAGCAAGGGCCUCGCGGGCUGCAAUCACAGCUACGAUGUCCGGGAUUCUGGGCGAGGGAAAGACGUAGGGCUUAGGGGCUGGACGGGGGGGAGGCGCGCUACGAACUCUGGGGCUCGCAUGCUCCUAACCUUCUCCUCCACGCACGUCUAAGUCUAGGGGCCACUCUUCCCUUACCCCUCCUCCGUUCCUGCCUUUCCCGCUCACGCAUCAAGCACUUGUAUUCCCCAGCUCUCAGUCUGACUAACCCUGGUCUUUCAAUCGGCCAAGGAUUCGCCAUUGUCCGCGGACGGGAUGCAGGAUGCUGAGGAGCAAGGGCGGAGCCAGGCAUUGGCGUCAUUGGGCGCCCCAGACGUCGUCUUCAUCUCGCCGAUGUUGAGGACCAUACAGACAGCGAUGGGCGUAAUACCAAAGCCUUGGCUGCAGACCAGCACGCCGCCGAAGCUCUACUUCAUGCCCUUGCUGCAGGAGUGCUCUGAUAUAAGUGGUUCCAAAAUAGGAGGGGGCACGUGGUCGCAGCAGAUUCACCAGGAUUGGGGCCAUCCCCCGAGUACUUGGUUCAACUCAUCUUGUCCUCCGCAGCGGGGCGGAGGCUCACUAGAUUACAACAACACUCGGGCUACUUGCCUCGGCUACAAAAGCGUGAAGAAUUGGGUGAAAGCCUACGUCGAGAGCUCCAGCGGCGGGUAUCGCGGCUUCUUCAGUAAAGCUUGGUACGAUUUUUGGGAAGCAAAGGAGGUGUCCAAUUGGUCUCCUGAUGCGGAAACGUGCAGACAGAAUGCCCAGGCCAUGUGGAGCCUGCUCAACUCCGAGUUCAACCAGUCAAGGGUCAUGAUUGUAUCGCACCACCAGUUCCUGAAAAACAUGAUUUCGUGGCCUCUGGACGUUGCUGCGCCUGACCCCUUCAGCGGGCACGCGCCGCCGAGCUUCGUGUGCAGCCAGGGCCGGGGCACCGGCGCAGUUACAGCCUCACUCUCGUCGGACCGUUUUGCAAACCACGGCGUGCCGCUCGCUCCCGAGGCUGCCUUCGCGAGGGUGGACACGAGGGAGAUCAUGGUCGCUGCUGCGGAUCAUGCUGGCCGCUUUUCUCGGCUGCCGCCUCGCCCUCGCGCUCCGUGAGGCCAGGAGGUGGCCCCGCAACGGCGUGUGCAGCUCGCUUCUUGCCAACGGCGGGCUGCGCUCGGAGGAGCACUGAGGCACCGCACCGGCAGUGCAUUGUCGUGGCCUGGUCAGGGGCACCGCCACCGCUCAGAUCACUCCUGCCAUGCUGGUGGGUGCCUUCGCAGUUUUUGUUCGAAGGUGCAGCCAAGCGCAGCGUCCAAUGCCCUUCAGUGCCUCCCUACUUCCUUCAUGCUUGCCUCAUUCUCCUUUCCUGCACAGAGCGCCUCGAGUGAAGUCCAUCUUC